This is a messenger RNA of Ailuropoda melanoleuca (giant panda), 792 nucleotides long. It is a transcript of the gene MYOCOS, whose product is annotated as myocilin opposite strand. The record is from RefSeq and is a predicted model, not a curated record. The transcript is spliced from 3 exons. NCBI's taxonomy places the organism in Eukaryota, Metazoa, Chordata, Mammalia, Carnivora, Ursidae. Bases 127 to 462 code for a protein of 111 amino acids.
UAUAAAAAUGCAUGACUCUGGGGACAGCCUGGACUCCCUGCAGCUUGUCCUCGUUCCCAACUAGGCCGUAAGCUCCCCGCAGGCAGGAGCUUUCCCUCUCCUUCACCACUGCAGGCCUGGAGCCCAAUGCAGGGCCGGCCGGCCUUUGGAAGCGAUGCUGACGGUGCGUCUGGUCGGUCUGGUCCCGAGGAGAGGCUUUGCAGCAGCAGCACCUGUGGGCCAGUGGAUUUACAAGUUCUGUUAUCUGGUCUCAAUGAAUGGAACCCUCAAAAUAGACAAGCAGCCGAACGAAAUUUCUGCCAAGAAACCUGGCUUGAAAUCUUUCUAAUAGCGCACAUAGAAGAGAGAUUUACCAAGAAAAGUGAUGAAGCCAGAGAGAUUCCCUCCGCCCUGGAUUUGGAGAAAGUCCCUGCAGAGACCCCAGCCCCUCCUCCCUCGCCCGUCGAAGACAACAGCGUCUAAGUGCACUUACAGCACUCUGGCGAAGUUGGGGGUGUCUUUGAAGACUGUCUUGGAACAUCUUUGUUCUUUCUUUCCUGUUUUGCUUCUCUCACGAUCAUGGCUGAGCGGUGUUUAUCCUCACUAACGCACUUAGAGCAAUCUUUGGUUUUUUAAGUCAAGUCUCUGACGCACGUCCACAUCUGAUCUUUAAUUUUGUCAUUCUAUAGAUGCGGUCAAUUGUAUUUGAAUUUUAAAAAAAAGAUGAGGGGCGCCUGGGUGGCACAGCAGUUGGGUGUCGGCCUUUGGCUCAGGGCGUGAUCCGGCGUUAUGAGAUCGAGCCCCACAUCAGGC